GCAUGAUGUCAUUCAUCAGCACACACUCACACAUAGAACAGGUCGCCAGUCGACCCGCGCGCUGUUUACAUUUCUAUAGCAAAUUAUAUCUUCCUUCCCGUGUGUGACUUCACGACAACUGUGUAGACUGUGAUUAAAAUUAUUAUAUUUAUUGUACAAAAUAGUUUUUAGUUACAAAAUGGCAAACAACAGAGCAGCGAAAUCUGGAUUUGCCGCCGAGGCUCAAAGAAAGAUUAACAGCAAGUACAGUGAAGAAUUAGCGGAGGAAUGCUUAGAAUGGAUCAAAGUGAUCACCGGCGAAAAUAUCGACACGUCCGGGGACAUGGACAACUUCUAUGAGAUACUUAAAGAUGGCACUCUUCUUUGCAAAUUGGCGAACCACAUAAAACCUGGCCAGGUGAAGAAAAUCAACGAAUCUAAAAUGGCGUUCAAAUGUAUGGAGAACAUUAACGCGUUCCUUGAAGCCGCCAAAAUAUUCGGCGUACCCGCGCAGGAAACCUUCCAGACCGUUGAUCUGUGGGAAAGGCAGAACCUCAACUCCGUAGUUAUCUGCUUACAGUCGCUUGGUAGAAAAGCCCAUAACUAUGGUAUGCCAUCAAUAGGACCCAAGGAAGCGGAGAAGAACGUUCGCAACUUCACUGAAGAACAGCUCCGGGCAGGUCAAGGUGUUAUUUCGCUUCAAUACGGCUCCAACAAAGGCGCCACUCAGAGCGGAAUCAACUUUGGCAACACUAGACAUAUGUAAAUGUACUGUAAUCUGUGCAUUACCAACUUGACCACAGAUAUUACAAUGGCGCCAACUGCCACAGUCAAUAAAUGUUCAAUGGUUCAAGCCAUAGUAGAUGUAACAAAAGUACUUAGAUUCAAAGUACUAUUAGCAAAAUAUUAUCUAAACAUUCCAUAAAUAAUUUUGGACUUAAUACAAAGCAUAAAGCUUCCAAAAUCCUUUACUCUGAAGAUUUGUUUGACACCCGUUAAAAUCAUUUUAAUGCAUUAUAUUUUUCUGCUCUUUUUUUAAUAUUUUGCUGAUGGUACAAUUUAAUUGUAUUAAGGACUAUUUUACAAAGAUUUGUAGAAUCUCUAACAAUUUUCUCUUAAAUGCUUUUUAUAAUUCAUUCCGACGAGUCAUUCCAUGCGAUUUUUUAAUUCUUAAAGUAUAAACUUUUCCAAAUUACUACCUUAUUAAUAUUAGUAGCUAUUUUCGUAAGCUAGCAUUUUUUCUUUAAGAUUUUUAUAAACCUGUCAAUAUUUAAGUGCCAAUCUAUACUUUGCUAAUUCCAUUUAUGAAAAAUAAUGUGCCUUCUUAAAACCCAUAGGGUUUUUUUAUUGUGAAGGGUGACGUAAUAGUUUACAAAACUAUCGAAAGACUUAUAAGAGUCGUAUAAGAUUUAAUAUUCAUUCCAAUUUAUAUUUAUUGUUACUCUGUGAUUAACCGUUAAAAAUCCUCUAUUCUUGUAGCUAUAAUUAUUAUUAUGUAUAUUUUUAUGAUUUUUGUAAGUUUCAUCAAGUGUAAAAACUUUAUGAAAGUACGUAGAAAUAAAGUAUCU
Messenger RNA from Pieris rapae (cabbage white), 1547 nucleotides. RefSeq names its product myophilin (gene Chd64). Gene Ontology annotation, molecular function: protein binding. The transcript is spliced from 4 exons. The record is from RefSeq and is a predicted model, not a curated record. NCBI's taxonomy places the organism in Eukaryota, Metazoa, Arthropoda, Insecta, Lepidoptera, Pieridae. Bases 179 to 745 code for a protein of 188 amino acids.